Molecule: messenger RNA, 6138 nt
Organism: Paramormyrops kingsleyae
Lineage: Eukaryota; Metazoa; Chordata; Actinopteri; Osteoglossiformes; Mormyridae
Gene: usp36
Product: ubiquitin specific peptidase 36
Biological process (GO): protein deubiquitination; regulation of apoptotic process
Cellular component (GO): cytosol; nucleus
Molecular function (GO): cysteine-type deubiquitinase activity
Source: RefSeq, a predicted model, not a curated record
GUUUGAACACCGCAUAGUAACAUAAGUGACAUUCGUAAACAAAGCAAGUUUAAAAUGGAUUCCACAGGAAAGUCACCAACCGAUCUUCCUGUCGUUGCCCCUGAUUGGAUGCGAGGAAGGGACUCGAACUAUUUCCUGACAACGUGAUUGCUCUACAGUAGUGUCAAUCAAGGCGUGGCCACGCCCCUUCACAUUGCAGCAUGGAGGAUAGAAUGUAACAAAUUUCAGGUACAGAAGCAAGGUAAUCUGUCUCCAAGAAAGAAAGGUCGUCCGUCCGGAAAGAUAAAAGGAAGUGAUGCGCCAUGCCCAUCGUGGAGAAGCUGAAAGAGGUGCUGAAGCCUGGCCGCAAGGACUCCGCCGACGAGGGAGACCUCAACCGGCUGCUGGCCUCCUCGGCCAAGAAGGUGCUGCUGCAGAAGAUCGAGUUUGAGCCGGCCAGCCGCAGCUUCUCCUACCAGUUGGAGGCCCUCAAGAGCAAAUAUGUCAUCCUCAACCCUAAGGCUGAGGGCGUAGCUGGACAGAAGGCCCCAGAGAACAUCCAAAUUAAGCGCCAGGCUCCAGAGGGCACAGUAACCGGGCAGGGUGACGGGAUCCCGGCCCCCCAGAAACUGCUGUUCCCCGGGAACAGACUCUCCUUGCAGUGGGAGCGCACCUACAGGGUGGGGGCCGGCCUCCAUAACCUGGGCAACACCUGCUUCCUCAACUCCACGGUGCAGUGCCUGACCUACACCCCACCCCUCGCCAACCACCUGCUCUCCAAGGAGCACAGCCGUGCCUGUCACCAGUCUGGCUUCUGCAUGAUUUGCAUCAUGCAGAACCACAUCAUCCAAGCCUUCGCCAACACCGGCAAUGCCAUCAAGCCGGUCUCCUUCAUCCGGGACCUAAAAAAAAUCGCCCGUCACUUUCGUUUUGGCAGCCAGGAAGACGCCCACGAGUUCCUGCGCUACACCAUCGACGCCAUGCAGAAGGCCUGUCUCAACGGCUACCCCAAGGUGGACAGGCAGACUCAAGCCACCACCCUGGUCCAUCAGAUCUUCGGAGGUUACCUCAGGUCACGAGUGAAGUGCUCCAUCUGUAAGAGUGUGUCAGAUACCUAUGACCCUUACCUGGACAUUGCGGUGGAGAUCAGGCAAGCGGCAAACAUCGUCCGUGCUUUGGAGCUGUUCGUUAAGCCGGACGUGUUGAGUGGCGAGAAUGCCUAUAUGUGUGCCAGGUGCAAAAAGAAAGUUCCGGCAACCAAGCGCUUCACAGUGCACCGGACGUCGAACGUGCUUACGCUGUCGCUGAAGAGGUUCGCCAACUUCAGCGGAGGCAAGAUCACCAAGGAUGUGGGCUACCCAGAAUUCUUGAACAUUCGGCCUUACAUGUCGCAGAACACAGGGGACCCAAUCAUGUAUGGCCUAUAUGCAGUCCUGGUGCAUUCUGGGUACAGCUGUCACGCUGGCCAUUACUACUGCUACGUUAAGGCAAGCAACGGUCAGUGGUACCAGAUGAAUGACUCUAUGGUACAUUCCAGCAACAUCAAGGUGGUUCUCAAUCAGCAGGCAUAUGUGCUGUUCUAUCUGAGAAUCCCGGAAACGAAGAAGAAUGCGGAGACGCCCGUGGUGAAAUCGGGAGCAGUGCAUUCUGGGAAAAGUGGCCCGACUGCGGAGCAGCUGAAGAAGGUGGCGCUGACUGGGCCGAGGUCAUCCCCCCAGGUGACGAAGAAGCUGGAGUCCUCCCAGCUGCGAAAGAUCCAUUCACUGGAUGGGGGGCUGGGAGUCCCCGUGCCCCGGGUCACCCCCAAACCGGCCAACGGCUCGGCCUUGACCUCGCCCACAGGGCCGACGCUCAUCCCUGAGCCGCCAAAGAAGGUGAAAAAGGCUCCGCCCCCGACCCAAGGCGUGUCCUCGCCCAUCACCACCAAUGGCGUGGGCCGAUCGGAUGUCGACAGGAGGCGCUCGCAGGAGAGCGUGGGAAUUGCAGCAUCUACCUCAAUGAAGUCCCUCUCCGAGUCGUCCGGGGACUCGUCCGAGUCGAAGCACGCCGGUGGUCCUCGGAGCGCUCCGGCUGGGGAGACGGGGUCGGCCACUGCCAGAAGCCUGAACGGGACGUGCUCUCCGCGCCGGGGCUCGGAGCCCCCCAAGCCGGUGGAUCGCGGGUCGGGACCCGGCGCCGAGGACAAAACAGCCAAAUUAAAGCCCCCGGCCAUCACCAACAUCGCGUCGGAGGCUGCCAAUCCCACCUCCCCACCCCCUGCGAAGAAACUCGCCCUGUCUGCCAAGAAGGCCAGGCCCAAUGGGAGUCCCAGCAGCAGUGAUGUGCCGCCCUCCCAGCCACGCCCCUUGUCCAGUGACCUCACGCUUUCAGAUCAUCCACCCCUGUUGGUCUCUACCCCGCCAAAUCACAAACCUCGGAUAGUUCCAUUUCAUUCGCUCAAGUCAUCAUCUUUGCCUGGACCCGCCUCCCACUCAGCCCCGAGCAGAAGCUCUCACCCUGUCCCCACGGAAACGAGCCCCCUGCCCGGACAAUCCUCCCUGGGGACUGGAAUGGGAGAUGCCCCUUUCAGCCCUGCACUGAAGAGGAAGAGGAGGAAGAAGAAAAAACGGCAUCACUCCGAGAUGGGCGAUGGGCAGCAACCACCACCGGGACAACCCGAGGCCCAGGAAGAGGAGACGUCAGUCUGUGAGGAGAGGAGGAAGAAGAAAAAGAAGAAAAGGAAGAGGGAGGAGGAGGAAGAGGAGGAGGGACCUGCUGCCUGUCCGGCCCAAGACCUCGUAUCGCACCUGGAGCCGCUGGUGGGCGAGCCCUGGAGCGUCACAGCUGACCCGUGGGAGCAGACCGGAGAUGCAGUAAGGCUGAAGAAGAAGAAGAGGAAGAGGAAACGUGACAAGGGAUUGGAGGAAGCCAUGAGUCCGUGCUCGGCCGCAGAGAGGCCAGCGGCGGAGGAAGCAGCGACCGAGACGAGCACAGUGGACGUGGCUGAACUGCUUCGGCAGAAACUGGAAAGGAGGAAGAAGAAGAAGAAGAUGCUGAAGGAGAAGAGAGUGUGUCCCAGAGACCCGGAACCUUCCCCUCAGGAGCCUUCUGAAGAGGUGAAGACUGCUGGCUGCAGUCAAGCAGCGACCGUGAUCGUCUGGGACAGCCAAGCCCGGGACGGGUACAAGCACACGCAGGAAUCGCAGGGCCCCAAAACCGCACAGUCUGUCUGGGACGGUGCCAGGACCAGCACGGUGGUGGAAGAGCUGCUCCGGAACUCCGAGGACAGAGCGUACGGGAGCCAAGUUCUCACCUGGGACGGAGAGCUUUCAGCGAUCAGCCGGGAAGCCAUGGAGGACGCACGAAACGCCAAGCAGGACACCAUGAUCGACGAGUGGGACGAGGAGUUCGACAGAGGCAAGGUGAAGAAAAUGAAAAAGUACAAGAAAGAGAGGAGAAGGAGUGGCAACAUCUUCCAGAAGGUCCAAGACCGGAGGAACAUGUGGUCCGUCACCGGAGGGAAGAGGAGCGGAUUCGGAUACCGCCACUGAGCCAGAAGUGUCCCAGACUCCCCCUUCCUGCCGGAACAUGGUCGAGCCUCUCCUGAAGAUUCCAGCUAGCCGCCGGGAUGUCCAGGCUGACGGGACGGCUGUAUCGUGAGCCGGUUCUGUUUAUCCAAGGAGCAGUGAUGGUUAACGGGGUCACUGGUGGGCACCUCACCCACCCCGAAAUACAUUGAACAGCAGCAAACGGGUUUACAUCAUACAGGGUUCCGUGCAUUACCGGCAUGGUGUCGGUGACGUUCCCUCCUACGGUGGACCGGACCCAUCGGUCGCUGUGGCAUUGUCUUAUUGCUACGAUCAUGCCUGCUGUUUCUCUCUUCAGCCGUGAGCUGCAGCGACGGAGCCCUGCGUCGAUUCCGAUAGAAGCUGAAAUUAAAUAAGGAAAUGACAACACUGAAGGCUGGACGCGUGUUUGAGGGUCUGGCCGAUGUCAUUGGGUGGCAGGUUCCCUACGGGACAGCAUGUGGCAUGAAGCGGUGGGCAAACGGGAAUCAACUUUAAUGCCCAACUCCCCUCACUUAGUCCCCUACUUUGUGUUUAGUUUCUCUCCUUUAUUGAAAGUCACAGAACACAAAUUUGACACCCUAGACGUAGAUGGACUUUGUGGUGUGACAAAGACCACAAUUAUGUCUUUCCCUCCAUCUCAGUUCAGCUGCUGUUGUGAUGGUUCCCUUACUGACACUCAUAUGAAGACAGCUACAGUGAGCCACACCAUAUCAAUGUGAGAUAUAGGGUUAUUUUAUAUUUUCAUAUCAGUUCACUGGAAUGCAUUCUGUAGAUGUGCAUAUAUGCAUAUAUAAUAUAAUAUAUAGACACACUAAAUGGAUUUGUAUUGAUAAACAGACGAUUGUAACGAUUUAAACGACAUUCACUUCUUCAUGUAGUGUGUUUCUUUUCUUUUCCUCUUGUGAUGUACGUGUUUGAUGCAUUUAAGCAUAUCUGAUUGAAAGCAGGGGCGGAUCGCGGCGCGUAAACAGGAAGCUGACCACGAAAGCAGCCGCCUGUCGGCCCGGAGAGGUUACCUCGGGUCGCUGGGGCUUUUUGAUCUUUGCAUCCGUUGAACAUGUGCGGAUCGCUCGAGCGAGGAAGAGUCUCGGUGUAUACCUUAUUCUGAGCCAUAACGAUGUCGAUUUUUCAUAAACUUACGUUUUUCACCCCUCCUCCCCUUUGCUGAAGCAUUGUGAAACUGUCAGUUUGAACCAGGGAUUACAGUUGUGGUUUGACUUCUUACCUUCUGAUCGGUUUAGCUGAAUGGUGUGUCUAUAUGUGACGGCGAUUUGACGAGAGGGAAACACCAAAGUUUUUUUUUUUUGAUGGUUUAAUGUACCACAUUUUGGAGCGGGGCUUUAGAAUGGAGUUGGAAUUUGUUCCCUUCAUCUACAGUUGCAGGCGUUUGUUUCCUCUGCAAUCUACCUCCCAUAUUUGUACACGUUUUCCGGCACAGCUCCUGCCUUCGGGAGAGCAGGUGUAAACUCCGCUUUCCAUUCGCUGUUGGGUCCAGCGCACAGAACGGAUCGGGAUUAUCCACGUCAUCAGGGAAAAUGAUGCAUGGGGGGGAAGAUUCCCAGUGAUUCUAUUGUCAUUUUAAAGUAACAUUCAUAUUCUAUGUAUAUUUCCUGUAUAUAUUUGAGUUACAAACGUGGCAAAUUAAUAUUUACGCGCUAUGGAUUAGUUGCAUACACACUUUCUACAGUUAUCCCCCAACCGUUAGUUCAGUAGCCCUUUCCGUCUGAUUGGUGCAGCUGGGAGGGCUGACUGUCCCUCCGCCGGCCUCCCCAAAGUAGGGAAUUAGCGGAGGUUCUGGAGCGGCUCAUUUGCGCGUACCGAGAAUCUGGAUCCUUCCGGUUUACUGUGUUGGGAAGCUCAUGCGUCGCGUAGACCUAGCAAGCCUUGGGUUUUCAAAACUGUGUUCCGGUUCCUAAUCUAUGCAAUUUUUGACUGCACGAUUAAACUGAUAACUUGAGAUUGUAUGAUGGUCGUACACACACACACACACACACUUCCCCCAAAGCCUACACCGACUGCUGUAUUACGAUCUCCCACAUUCUGACCAUUCAUGCUCUCCUACUUCACAAACAUCUCCGGGAUCUUCCAUGGAACUGGGCAAAAACUUAUUACCUGUGAAGUAAUGGAAUAAAUGCUUUGCUAGUGUAUAUCUCAUACAUGCACAUUGUGCUUGUGAUACCAGUACAACAAAAUGCAGUUCGGAUAUUACAAUCAUUUGAACCAUUUAAACUUGAGGUAAGAAAUUUAAAUGGGUUGUUGGGCUGUAAUUUUAGAAUUUAACAAAAAAGUGUUCGGGGGGUAAACGCAAUGUAUUUGGUAUUGACCUCCUAUGCCUUUACUGUAGUGCAGUACAGUAAGCAACUUGUGGAAACACAAAUCGUGUGUUCGGUAGAUUGUAUGAAUGUUUUGUGUGUAAUUAUCGGGGAGUAGAAUUGUUAAGUAUUCAUAAGUGACCCUUUUUUUAAAAGAAAUUCUGAUUCUAACCCAUGUAUGUAGUUUGCAUUGUAUUUUGCACAGUUUCGGAUUUAAAAAAAUACCUUUUAUUAAUGUAGGAACUAUUGCAAAAGAAAAUACAAACGUGCAAUAAAAUUCUGUGAACAUGUUUGUUCGA